UUGCUGGGGGAGCGUGUAAGAGACGGACUUGUGAACAUGGCAAGCGUGAAUGUGUUGCCAGCUAAUGAGUUAUCCUUAUGGCGCUCACUUUUAGCUUUGGUUUGGCGUGUUAACUUGCAGGAAUGAGUUCAAGAAAUGUGGUAGGACAUCAAGCUGUUGAUUACACGUUGAGUUUCUGCUUUUAGUUUUUUAUUUUACUUAUGUUUGAAGUUAGCUCGUCAUACCAGCCGUGAUAGCGAAAAUAUGAGAUUACUUUUCCUUGCCUGCCUUACUCCCAAAACUGGGAACCACACCACAGCUGAGAGAAUCAGGUCCCACAUUGAAAAAGCAGGACACUCUUGUGUGCUCAGAGAUGCAGCAGACUUUCAGUCUCCUGCCGAGGUGGCAGACCUCGUAUCUGAAAAUCCACGGUUUGAGGGUGCGCUGGCCAUUCAUCUGUUCAGGGCAGGCAGACUUCUCUUAGACCUCCAAGUGCCCUUUGGUGUUAUCUUUGGCGGAACAGACGUAAAUGAAGAUGUGAGAGUUGAGCAGAAGCGUGUGGUUAUGGAGCAGGUGCUGCUGAAAGCCAGGUUCGCAGUUGCAUUUACUGACAAACUGAAAGAAGAGGCAGAGUUGCUUUUGCUGGCCCAGAGCAGUAAAAUCUAUGUCCAGCCCCAAGCAAAACUACAUUGCAGCAUUCUGCUAAAACCUGCAGAAGCUGGACACUCAGGCAUCCACACAGAAGUGACUGAGAAAUUCUGCUGGACUGAAUUCCUGAGGAGCUCAGGUGUAAGCCGGGACCGUGUGGAUGAGCUGCGUGUCUUCCUGUUGGUCUGUGGCCUCAGGAGGGUCAAAGACCCCCUCUAUCUGGUGGAGGUUUUUUCAGAGUGGCACUGUGAGAAUCCACUGAAUGUGUUGGUCAUUAUUGGACCAAAGAUCGAUCCUGUUCUCACUGCUGAAGUGGAGGCCGUUGUGCAAAGAACAGCAGGGGUCUUCUUGGCUCAGGAGAGGAGCCAACAGGAGCUUCACGCAGCCGUGAAAAGGUGCUUCGCCGUAGUCAACAGCUCCGUCUCGGAGGGCAUGUCGGCAGCCAUCUUGGAGGCCAUGGAUCUCGGGGUGCCCGUGUUGGCCAGGGACGUUCCAGGAAAUGCAGCUGUGGUGCAGCACGAGUUCACUGGCCUGCUGUACUCGUCUCCUCAGGAAUUUGUGCAUCAAUCUCAGAGGCUGGUGUCAGAUCACGAGCUGAGAGAGAGACUGGUGAGGAACGGAAAGCUCUACGUGGAAGAGCAUCACGGCCUGAAACGGGAGAGAGAAACCUACCAGCGGCUCGUGGACGCUCUGCUCUGAGCGAAAGGUGGCGCCGUUCAGCCGCCGCCCUGUGUACCCUCUCAGGAACGACAGAGAACACGACGUUUCACCGGUGUGUUCACCUUACAUAGCUUACGUUAUUAUCAUAAUCACAGGUGCCCUUACUCUCAGCCUUUUAGCAAAUCAACCUAUAUAUAAUGCAGAAUAACCCUGUUUUUAUCUGAACAUGCUGCAUAGCACUUUGAACCAAUGACCUCGAGUAGAAAUGGUUGUUAUGUUUAUGUAUUUUAUACAUUUGAAAGGGAUGCUGUACUGUUAUUUAUGGUUUAGUACAAAGACAGAAAUGUAUUUUUUUCAAUCUAAUAAAUAAAAGAAGCAAGCAGCUCCA
Scatophagus argus is the source of this 1675-nucleotide messenger RNA. It is a transcript of the gene glt1d1, whose product is annotated as glycosyltransferase 1 domain containing 1. The coding region runs from base 244 to 1326 and encodes 360 amino acids. The record is from RefSeq and is a predicted model, not a curated record. The transcript has 13 exons. NCBI's taxonomy places the organism in Eukaryota, Metazoa, Chordata, Actinopteri, Scatophagidae. Gene Ontology annotation, molecular function: glycosyltransferase activity.